AUGCGAUUCCUUUGUCUCCACGGCGCAGGUACCAACGCAGAAUCCAAUCCGCCAGGCCAAGAUUGUCAAUCUGACUUGUACCGCAACCAGGUGGAAUUACAUACGACCUCGCAAAAGCUAAAGGGCCUCUUUACUGGCCCUUUCUAUAACCACUAUCCGCGCGACCGGGCACCGGGCGAAUAUCUCGCCCCCGCCAUGAAGCACGUCUACGAUAUCAUCGAGCGUGAUGGACCCUUUGACGCCGUUAUGGGAUUCUCGCAAGGUGCUGCCCUGGCAUGCGCCAUGAUCGCACAUCAUGCAAAGAUGCAUCAGGAGCCUCUGUUCAAGGUCGCCGUAUUUAUCUGCGGUGCCGUACCGUUCGAUAGCACUGGCAACGAGAUCAUUCCUGAGCCUUCAGCUGGGGACGAGUAUCCGGUCAAUAUCCCCACGGCAAACAUUGUGGGAAAGCAGGAUGAGCUAUAUCCGUCUAGUAUGCGUUUGUCCAGGCUGUGUGAUCCGAGCAAGAUGAGUUUCCAUGAUCACGGGUCGAAGCAUAUGGUGCCGUUUGAUGUGAAGAACACCGAGGCCAUGGUCGCUGUUAUUGAGGCUGCGGUCCAGAAGGCUUUGAGGGGAGAAUAG
Molecule: messenger RNA, 618 nt
Organism: Aspergillus niger
Lineage: Eukaryota; Fungi; Ascomycota; Eurotiomycetes; Eurotiales; Aspergillaceae
Exons: 3
Coding region: 1-618 (205 amino acids)
Cellular component (GO): nucleus; cytoplasm
Source: RefSeq, a predicted model, not a curated record